CCCAACGGCCGUUCUGCUGCCGCUGCCAUCAUGAAAGCCUGUGUCCCUUUAAUAGUGGCUAUGCUCUGUGGCCUAACCUGGGCUGGAAACCUGGAGUCGUGCGCAUCUCGCUGUAAUGAGAGAUUUAACCGGGAUGCUGUCUGCCAGUGUGAUCGCCGGUGCCCCCAGCAUGAUGACUGCUGUGACGACUAUGAACAUCUGUGCACUGAUGAAGAAGGCCCCCCAGAGCCAAAGGCACUCCUGGAUCCGGAGGAUGAGAUCCCAGCCAGCUACCUGUACUCCUCACCAAGCUCCUGCCAGGGCCGCUGCCGGGAAACCUACGACAAACACCAUCCUUGCCACUGCAAUGACCGCUGCCUAGAGUUUGGGAACUGCUGUGAGGAUUUUGGCAACCUGUGUGGUGACCAUGAGGGUUUCUCCCACAGCAGCGAUGCCAUCACCAAGGAGGAGCUUAAGAGUAUCUCCGAGACCAUCUACAGGGUAGACAUCAAUAAAGCCCAGAAGAAAGACAUUGUCCUCAAUAGUCAAAACCAGAUCUCCCCGGCAGAGACAGGAAACCAAGUGGAUCGAUGCCCAGAGCCGCUCUUCAAGUAUGUCAACGAGAAGCUCUUCUCCAAGCCUACCUAUGCGGCCUUUAUCAACCUACUCAACAAUUACCAGCGGGCCACAGGCCACGGGGAGCACUUCAGUGCCCAACAGCUAGAAGAGCAGGUUGUUUUCCUCAGGGAGGUCAUGAAGACAGCUGUCAUGAAAGAGCUUUACAGCUUUCUCCGUCACCAAAACCGUUACGGCUCCCAACAGGAGUUCGUGGAAGAUUUGAAGAACAUGUGGUUUGGGCUCUACUCAAGAGGCAAUGAAGAAGGGGAUUCGAGUGGCUUUGAACAUGUCUUCUCUGGCGAGGUGAAGAAGGGCAAGGUCACUGGCUUCCAUAACUGGAUCCGCUUCUACCUGCAAGAGAAGGAGGGUUUGCUUGACUAUUACAGUCACAACUACGACGGGCCUUGGGAUUCCUACCCAGAUGUCCUGGCCAUGCAGUUCAACUGGGAUGGCUAUUACAAGGAAGUGGGCUCAGUCUUCAUUGGCAGCAGCCCUGAGUUCGAGUUUGCCCUUUACUCUCUGUGCUUCAUCACCAGGCCAGGCAAAAAGUGCCAUUUGAGCCUGGGGGGCUAUCCUUUGGCUAUCCAGACCUACACCUGGGACAAGACCACCUACGGGAAUGGCAAGAAGUACAUUGCCACAGCCUAUGUGGUGUCUUCUACCCAAUAGAACUAGCAGCCAGCUGGGGAAUGAGAGUAGAGGGCCAAGCAGGAUCUGGGUGCUCUUUGCUCUUUACUGGGGAGGGGAGGGAGGAGCCUCGGAGGAAUCCCAGAGCCCAGUUUUAUAAAAGGAAUCUCAAAUCUAGAAAUGCCCACUUGGGAGAGGAAAAAAAAGAUAUGAUUAGAAAAAUGCAGGGAACCAGCCUGUGUUUUGGCAACAUGAACUAGGAAAUAGAGCUCUCUCUGCCUAGAGAAAGGAGCAGCCUUCGAGAGCUCUUUAACAUGUCGUGGGGCCAUGAGCAAAGUCCUGGGCCUCACACUUCCCUCUAAUGUGAAGGGGAGGGGUCUUCCCCUCUUCCUCCUUGGGGCUUGGGGAGGGAGUGAGGCUGAUGGUAUUAUGACUGUGAAUCAUCUUUGGUUGUUCGUAGGGAGAACAGGUAGUAGAAAUUCAGGGUUACAAAAUGGCCGUUAGUGCACACUCUCUGCAGCUGUGACUCAGCCUGUGUUGGGUCCGAAAGAAGCGGGUGAAUCUUAGAGAAUCACUCAGCACUGCAGAGUCAUGGGUUGGGUGGUUAAGUGGGCUAGGGCAGGUGGUUUUCUCAAUCCUAAAUGUCUGUGUGGCCAACUUAGCAGCUGCUUCUAGAAGUUUCCCCCGCUUGCAGAUGUUCGGUGAAGUUACAGACAUGUGUUUGAUCCCACAGUGUUUUGUUUCGUUUCAAAAGAAUUCCCCUCAUAGGACGGAGGAUGGGUGAACAUCAAAGGGAGAAAAGAAUCUGUAACUUGGUGUCAUUGACAAUUAUACUAAUGUUUAUCCAGCUGCCACAAUUUGAAACAUUCUGGGCUGGAAGAAGAGGGACCCUGGGGUUUCUAUUUCAACCCGGAAUGACAUAUUUAUUCCCCCCUGAUGUUCAGCAGUCAGAUGUGGCCCCAUAGAGCCAGGCUUGUACCACAGCUCAGAGGCGUCAAGUUUCCGAUUAAAGCCACUGGAGAAAACCUGAAA
Messenger RNA from Rattus norvegicus (Norway rat), 2256 nucleotides. It is a transcript of the gene Endou, whose product is annotated as endonuclease, poly(U)-specific. Bases 31 to 1266 code for a protein of 411 amino acids. Gene Ontology annotation, cellular component: extracellular region. The transcript has 10 exons. Gene Ontology annotation, biological process: immune response; vesicle-mediated transport. Gene Ontology annotation, molecular function: RNA endonuclease activity; RNA binding; metal ion binding. Lineage: Eukaryota; Metazoa; Chordata; Mammalia; Rodentia; Muridae. The record is from RefSeq and is marked validated.